AGGAGCAGUGCAUUGUGGGCUCGCCUGGAGCAGGGGAGCCGGGAUAUAAUGAAAGUGAUGCGCAGCCCCUAACGUUACCCGGGCUGGGAGCGGCUGGAACCCGGACCUCGGCUGGGGUUCGGCGGCCGCGCACCUCCGUGCGGAGCGGCCCGCGAGGCGGCGGCGGCGGCGGCGGAGGCGGGAGGCGCGGCGAGCGUUGGCGGAGCGGGGCGGCUCUGCGCGGCUGCGAGUCAUGGCUCACAACAAGAUCCCGCCGCGGUGGCUCCACUGUCCCCGGCGCGGCCAGCCGGUGGCAGGAAGAUUCUUACCUCUGAAGACAAUGUUAGGACCAAGGUAUGAUAGUCAAGUUGCUGAAGAAAAUCGGUUCUAUCCCAGUAUGCUCUCAAAUUAUCUAAAGAGUUUGAAGGUUAAAAUGGGCUUGCUGGUGGAUUUGACAAAUACUUCGAGGUUCUAUGACAGAAAUGACAUAGAAAAAGAAGGAAUCAAAUAUAUAAAACUUCAGUGUAAAGGACAUGGUGAGUGCCCUACAACUGAGAAUACCGAGACAUUCAUUCGUCUGUGUGAGCGGUUUAAUGAAAGAAACCCACCUGAACUUAUAGGUGUUCAUUGUACCCAUGGCUUCAAUCGUACCGGUUUUCUCAUAUGUGCCUUUUUGGUGGAGAAAAUGGAUUGGAGUAUUGAAGCAGCAGUUGCCACUUUUGCUCAAGCGAGACCACCAGGAAUUUAUAAGGGUGAUUAUUUGAAAGAACUUUUUCGUCGCUAUGGGGAUAUAGAGGAAGCACCAGCCCCACCUGUAUUGCCAGAUUGGUGUUUUGAGGAUGAAGAAGAGGAAGAUGAGGAAGAUGAUGUAAAGAAGGAACCAGAACCUGGGUCAAGUGCCUCCUUUGGCAAGAGGAGAAAAGAACGGUUAAAACUGGGUGCUAUUUUCUUGGAAGGUAUAACGGUUAAAGGUGUAACUCAAGUAACAACUCAACCGAAGUUAGGAGAAGUACAGCAGAAGUGUCGUCAAUUCUGUGGCUGGGAAGGGUCUGGGUUUCCUGGGGCACAGCCUGUUUCCAUGGACAAGCAAAAUAUUAGACUUUUGGAGCAGAAUCCGUAUAAAGUGAGCUGGAAAGCAGAUGGUACUCGGUAUAUGAUGUUGAUUGAUGGCACAAAUGAAGUUUUUAUGAUUGAUAGAGAUAAUUCAGUGUUUCAUGUUUCAAAUCUGGAAUUCCCAUUUCGUAAAGAUCUCCGUAUACAUUUAUCAAAUACUCUGUUGGAUGGGGAAAUGAUUAUUGAUAAAGUAAAUGGACAAGCUGUACCUAGAUAUUUGAUUUACGACAUAAUUAAAUUCAAUGCACAACCAGUUGGAGAUUGUGAUUUUAAUGUUCGUCUUCAGUGUAUAGAACGAGAAAUAAUAAAUCCUCGACAUGAAAAAAUGAAGACUGGGCUCAUUGACAAAGCACAGGAACCAUUUAGUGUCAGAAAUAAGCCAUUUUUUGACAUUUAUACAUCAAGAAAGCUACUUGAAGGAAAUUUUGCAAAAGAAGUUAGCCAUGAAAUGGAUGGACUUAUUUUUCAGCCUACUGGAAAAUAUAAACCUGGUCGAUGUGAUGAUAUUUUAAAAUGGAAACCUCCCAGUCUGAAUUCUGUGGAUUUUCGCCUAAAGAUAACAAGAAUGGGAGGAGAAGGGUUGCUUCCUCAGAACGUUGGACUUCUUUAUGUUGGAGGUUAUGAAAGACCCUUUGCACAAAUCAAGGUGACAAAAGAUCUAAAACAGUAUGACAACAAAAUUAUAGAAUGCAAAUUUGAGAACAACAGCUGGGUCUUCAUGAGACAGAGAACAGACAAAAGUUUUCCUAAUGCCUACAACACUGCCAUGGCUGUAUGCAACAGCAUCUCAAACCCUGUCACCAAGGAGAUUCUGUUUGAGUUCAUUGACAGAUGUGCAGCUUCUCAGGGACAGAAACGAAAGCAUCAUCUGGAUCCUGACACGGAGCUCAUGCCUCCACCACCUCCCAAAAGACCUCGCCCUUUGCCCUAAGUCCGCCUCUGACUUCAGGAUUGAGAGGAGAGAUGAACGAGAAAAAUGCUGUCGCCUCAUUUGCAGCCCGAGAAAUUCAACAAACAAUGUGGCUUGAUGUUGAUACACAUUUGAAUUUUUUUAAAAGAAAAGUAUUGUAGCCAGGUUGUAAAUAUUUGACUCAUUUGUUUUCUUAGUGCUACAAUAAAUACAUCAUGGACAUAAACAUUUUAUUUAUAUUUGAUAAACCCAGCCUUACCUUGUGGAAUCUGAAGAUUGAAAUAUCCAAAGGUUUGAGCAAGAUUGAAAUCAAUGAAAAAGAGGCCUUGUUUAUAUAUGGAUAACUUCUACCUUUAACUUAUAAAAUUAGCAAUCUGGAACUGUGAGCGCCAAAACACUAUAUUUUUUAGAAGUUACAUUUCAGCUAUGGUAAAUUUUCCUUUUAAAAAAUUUAGGCAGUGGCAUUAAACAUUCUUCCUAUCCUUUAUCAUGGAUUUUCUCCAUAUCUGGCAUUCUUGUGUUCAAAAACAAUGACAAGGUUGUUAAGUAAUGCAUAUAUUAAACAUUGUGGUCUGGCUUUAUCAUUUUAAGAGUUAUUUGUGGACAUGUAAAAGGAAAAAGGGACCCUCUGUUUUGUGAACUGCCUCUUCUCUAAGGAAGAGCACUGAGUACCUGUCUGCACCUGCUUCUGUUGUGUGAGCUACAGUGCCAGAUCUCCUGUGUGCCAGUCUGGCCGUGGUUUGGGGUUUCUUCAUAGAACUUAGAUCUACACCACCAGACCCUUCACCCUAUUGCUCCCUGGGAGACAUUUUUUUAAAUGCCAGGGCGACUGCUUUACCUCAGUGGUAUCAGCACAUUGUAAACUACAUUAACACACAAAACUCACUGUGAUUAUAGGAGUGGUAUCAAACACAAGCAGUGCUGUGUGAGUUCCCUCGAACAGAACAGCAAUAGAAGUGCCAGCCGGCUCCAUGGUCAGGAAGGAGUGUGAGUGGAGCAGCAGCACGCUGCCGCACCGCUCCUUUCCCACUGCCACGCAAUGCAGGGGCACAGACCUGGCACCGGUAGGAACUAAACUUCAAGGAAGCCAGGACAUUUCUUUUCAAAGCCAGGAUUCUAUGUACAUUUUCUCCUGGCAAAGUUAUUUCUGUUGUAUGUCUGAAUUUUACAAAGUUUACUGGUAGAUAAUGGGUUUAAAGAGCAGCUAAUUGGCCAUCUGCCAUUGUUGAGAAACCACGUUCUGAUUGGUUUGUGAAGGAACUGAGAAUCAGCCCAUUAGAGGCUAUUGUAUUUAUUUUUAGAGAUACAGGUUUUAAGUAUGUGUAUUUUAAAUUUUUUUCAUGGCCUGAGUUUUAUACAUAUCUCUGUAUAUAUAUAUAUACACACACAUACAUACAUAUACAUAUACAUACAUGUGAGUGUAUGCAGCAGUGUAUAUUCUUCUACUAAUGCAGUCAGAAAUGAAAAUCCAAAUGACUUACCUAGUAGACUGAAUAUCUGAUAAGAUUUGUAUAUGUGAUAGCACAAAAUGUAUUUACAUUCACCUAAGUUUAAAUGUUUUUAAACAAAGUUUUCUCCUCCAGUGCUUUUCUAUAUGAAAUAAUAGCGUCAUGCUCAGGUGUUUUCUUUUGUUGUCCCCAAGUUAUGUAAUGUAUAGUGAAUUUAUCCAAAAUGCCAUUUUAGGUAUGCUCUUGUGUGUGUGGGCGCUGAAGGAAUUAAAACAUCCAACAGUCACAUGACUAGAGAGGUGGAGAUUUGUCCAGGUGCCAUAGUGUCUUGUACAAAACGGACCUAAAAAACACCAAUGCGACUCCAAAUAGUCUGAUGCCUCCUUCACCCGGAUUAGUGACUUUUCACAUCAUAUGUUGCUUUCUCCUGAGCCUGGGUAAAUGCAGAGCCCUUUUCCUGAUGUAAGAGCAAGCUUUUGCCAGCGAUCUUUAAUGGAGUUAAAUGUUUAUGGUAAUUGUAACCUUUUAAAUGAGUUAUGUGAAAAGAGCAUCUCAUUUUUAAUACAGCCAGAUAUUUUCUCCUUGCCAUUGUACAUUUUCUAGCAGUUAACUUUCUUAAUCUUUCUUUUCAACUAUAGUGAAGUGUAAUAGUUGGCCUUAUAAGUAAACCCAUGUGGCCCCUGAACACACUACCACCCGCAGUGUCAUGAAGAGUCAUCUGGAAAGUCAGAGGGGAGGGCGGGAGGAGGAGUGGUGGGACCUGGAGCCAGGAUUGGGGACAUCAGGAGGGAGACACUUCCCUUCUCAGCUCACUUCACAUACCCAUUUUUUGACACGGAAGUUUUGUAGGUAAGAAAAUUUUGCUUUUCUGACUUAUCACAUAUAAAAGCUUUUGCAUUGUGUUUGGAAAGAUGUGGCUGACUCGACUACCUGGAUGAUUACAUUUGCUUUCUGUGAAAUGCUCAGAAAAUGUCAGGACAUUCCUUCUCUGAUGUGUCAGUGUGAAUUGUAAUAAAACUUCUGACUUAAAACAA
This is a messenger RNA of Pipistrellus kuhlii (Kuhl's pipistrelle), 4484 nucleotides long. RefSeq names its product RNA guanylyltransferase and 5'-phosphatase (gene RNGTT). NCBI's taxonomy places the organism in Eukaryota, Metazoa, Chordata, Mammalia, Chiroptera, Vespertilionidae. The coding region runs from base 233 to 2023 and encodes 596 amino acids. The record is from RefSeq and is a predicted model, not a curated record. The transcript is spliced from 16 exons. Gene Ontology annotation, molecular function: mRNA guanylyltransferase activity; mRNA 5'-triphosphate monophosphatase activity; protein tyrosine/serine/threonine phosphatase activity. Gene Ontology annotation, biological process: 7-methylguanosine mRNA capping; protein dephosphorylation.